UUUUGUUAUGGCUUUUCAGGAACUCAAGAACCUCAGGCCUCAACUUUAUUCUGCUGCAGAGUAUUGUGAAAAGUCGUAUCUUCACAGUGAGCAGAAGCAAAUGGUACUGGACAACCUGAAGGAUUAUGCGAUACGAGCUCUAGUCAAUGCCGUUGAUCACCUAGGAACUGUUGCUUCCAAACUGACCGACCUCCUGGAGCAACAUACUUUGGAUAUUUCAGCCAUGGAUCUGAAAAUUACGUGCCUGAAUCAGCGACUUGUAACAUGUCAAGUAUAUAUGGAUAAAGAAGGUCUUAGGCAGCAGCAGUUAUUAGCUAUCAUCCCAAGGCAUCACAAACGUUACAUCUUGCCUAAUUCUACGAACAAGAAGGUUCACUUCAGUCCACAUAUACAGACAGAUCCUAGGCAACAUAUCCUAGCAAAACCUCAUCUUUACUCUUCAGGUGCUUCUGCAGCGAAAACUCUUUCGUGGCAUUUAGCAUCAGAAACCAAGUCUACCUUGAAAGGGUCUCCUCGUAGGAUUAUGAGCAGUGAGGACCCAAAAACAUCUGGAAGAACCUUUAGUUCAUUCAAUAUCUUAGAGGUGGAAGAGAGUGCCCGUACGAAAUUCACACCAGCAUCAAGUUUUGCUAUACAAACACGUGUUGCUUGGAGGGAUUCUCAGGAGAGCUCCAGUGUUUUGAUGCCAUUUAGAUCGUUUGGUAAUCCAACUCGAAGAGAGACUGUUCGGACUCCAGUUCGUAGCAAGAGUGUGCUUUCAUCCUUCUUUGUCAAGCAGAAGAAUCAAAAACUGAAGACAAUUGCAUGAAACCUUUUGCAAACGCAAAGUACUUUCACUUGCACUAAAUUUUCUUCCAUGUUGAAGCAAAUUGCCCGUAAUUAUAUCAUGCUCUUCUUGAUUUUGGGCUCCAUCAAUGAACAACCAUUAGAAGGUCAGUAUCAGAUCAUAUGAAGCCAUCUAUCAUUCUGAUCAAUGACAAGUUGGAAGUGUAUAUUAGUGGUUACGGAAGACUCGGAAAUUGUCUUGUGCAGAAUAUUAAUACUUAAUUCUGUAUGGUGCCUUGGCUUCGUUUGAUGUAGUGGGAUAAUAUUAUCAUUUCUUGAUAAAAAAUAAUUGUCAUAAUCAAAUAGAAAAUGAUCUAAUUAUUGUUUUAUUUGGCUCUGGUUAGAUGUGAGCAUUACAUAAGAUAAAAGGGAAAAUUGCAUUGCUAGUUCUUACCAUUGGAA
Messenger RNA from Olea europaea var. sylvestris, 1227 nucleotides. Its product is annotated as protein ABIL1-like. Bases 8 to 808 code for a protein of 266 amino acids. The record is from RefSeq and is a predicted model, not a curated record. The transcript is spliced from 10 exons. NCBI's taxonomy places the organism in Eukaryota, Viridiplantae, Streptophyta, Magnoliopsida, Lamiales, Oleaceae.